GCCAUUUUUGCGUCCUGUUCGCUGCUCCUUUUAUCAUUUGAGUUCAGGGUUUUCAUGCGUAACGACUGGUCUUUUCACUAUUGACUUUGCCUUGCCACUUACUCGUAGGAUAAAUUUCCCUUAGAGUCCUGGCCAGCGGCGUGGAGAUCGUUUGCGGAAGGAAACAUUGCUUACCCGUCAUCUCCGUCAUGUCUCCAAUUAAAACACUGUUCAACGACGAGCAAGUUGUACAAAGCACAGAAUCGACGACGACGUCAAAGUCGGUAAUACCGAUUGCGGAGCGGGAACGGAAGCCAUCGCAAACUUCUGAGGACUAUGAAUCAGGCACCACAGAUUCACUAGAUAAUGAGCGACUAUCGACGCAGGAGGGCCAUGAACUUUCUAACAAAAAUGCGCUGCAUGUAGUCGAAUCGAAUAGAGCAAACACUCUCACAAAGUACACAACUGGACUGUCCGUCGUGACCACGACUGAUCCAAACUUCGAGAUCGACUUUCUUGACGAUGACCCGGACAAUCCACGCAAUUGGCCCAUGUGGUAUCGAUGCAUCAUCAUUUUCAUGAUCUCAUAUAGCACACUGACUGUGGUCAUGUAUUCAACAUCGUACACGUCGGCCAUUCCAGGAAUCAUGUCUAGUUUCAACAUUGACAACGAAACGAUACCGGUUUUGGGCAUAACAACGUAUAUGAUCGGUCUUGCGCUUGGAAGCGUUGUAUUGGCUCCUUUAAGUGAGAUGUAUGGACGUAGACCAAUCUAUCUCGUUGCUAUGGCAAUGUUCUGUCUGCUUACAAUCCCCUGUGCAUUGGCACCCAAUCUAGAAGCGAUCUUGAUCACGCGGUUUUUUGGUGCAAUUGCUGGGAGCGCCUUGAUUUCCAAUUCUCCAGGCACGGUCAACGAUAUUGUAACCGAAGAGUAUAGGGCACUUGCCUUUUCUCUCUGGAGCAUCGGUCCCAUGAACGGGCCAGUGGUAGGACCACUGGUCGGAGGAUUUGUCUUUGAAAAUCUCGGCUGGAGAUGGACUAAUUGGAUCAUUUGCAUUUUAAGCGGCGUUGGUUUUGCUAUGUUGCUUUGCAUCAAGGAGACGUACGCGCCGGCCAUCUUACGGAAAAAGGUGAUGGUCAGGAAAAAGGAAACAGAUGAUGGACGAUGGUGGUGUCGUUACGACGACAAAAAAGACUUCUGGCCACUUUUGCGUUUGAACUUGAGUCGACCGUUCAUAAUGACCAUUAAGGAGCCUAUCUGCAUUUUUUGGGAUAUAUAUAUAGCGCUGCUAUACGCAAUCCUGUAUCUCUGCUUCGUCGCCUACCCGAUCGUUUUCUCGGACUUGCGCGGCUGGUCUCCAGGCAUUACAGGACUCGCAUAUAUGGGAAUUGGUAUUGGAUCCUUGAUUUGCAUUGCAUCCGAGCCUGCAAUUCGGAAAAUGAUAAACUCACACAAGCCUGACCCAGCGACUGGAAGACCUCCUCCCGAGUCAAUGGUUAGUAUUGUCUGCAUUGGCGCAAUUACUGUGCCAAUUGGCGAAAUGAUCUUUGCAUGGACGUGUACACCAAAUGUACACUGGAUCGUGCCAAUUUUGGCCGGCAUACCAUUCGGAUUUGGAAACACAAGUGUUUUUAUCUAUGCCUCGAACUACCUCGUGCACUCUUACGGUAUCUAUGCGGCUUCAGCGUUGGCUGGGAACUCUGUUUUCAGAUCACUAGUGGGCGGUACCUUGCCCCUUGCAGGACCUUCGCUGUAUAGAAGUCUCGGGCCUCAUUACGCGGGAACAUUGUUGUCGUGUCUCGAGUUCUUGUGCGUACCUAUUCCAUUUGUAUUUUAUCGUUAUGGUCAUAAGAUUAGGAUGAAGAGCACUUUGAUUAGGCAGAUGCAAGAAGACAUGGAUCGCUUAGACGCCAAAAAGCGAAAGAACGAGGAGAGGAUUGCAAGAGAUAGGUCAAGAGCAGGGACAGCCAUCUCAGAAAAGGUACCUGUUCAUGAAAUUGAAGCCGAAUUGGAAAGAGUGGUAAGCAAAGCAGAGAAAGAGCUAGUCGUGUGA
Verruconis gallopava is the source of this 2033-nucleotide messenger RNA. RefSeq lists its product as uncharacterized. Lineage: Eukaryota; Fungi; Ascomycota; Dothideomycetes; Venturiales; Sympoventuriaceae. The record is from RefSeq and is a predicted model, not a curated record. The coding region runs from base 189 to 2033 and encodes 614 amino acids. Gene Ontology annotation, biological process: transmembrane transport. Gene Ontology annotation, molecular function: transmembrane transporter activity. Gene Ontology annotation, cellular component: membrane. The transcript has a single exon.